This is a messenger RNA of Sphenostylis stenocarpa, 930 nucleotides long. The record is from the annotation of a GenBank genome assembly. Lineage: Eukaryota; Viridiplantae; Streptophyta; Magnoliopsida; Fabales; Fabaceae.
AUGGACAGCAUGAUAUCCACACAAAAACAAAAGAUGCCCAAACAAACAGAUGAUGAAUGGACGUUUGAGAUUUCUAUGAGUGUUGGUCUUCACUUCAGUGUUGCUCAUAGUAGCUUGAGAGCUUUGGAGAAAACAAUUUGCAGCGCUCCUUUCUUGAGGGCCUCCUCUGGGUUUGCUGCUACUAAACCAUUUCGCAUCCUUAGCGGCAGAAGAUUGACAUCUUCUGGGACUACAAUUAUCCCUCGAGCAGCACCUGUUACUGAUGUGGAGGAUGCAAAUCAAGGCGAGACUGAGACCAUUCCAACUCCCAUAGUUAUAAUUGACCAAGACUCUGAUCCAGAUGCAACCGUGGUGGAGAUAACUUUUGGUGAUCGGCUUGGGGCACUUCUUGACACAAUGAAUGCAUUAAAAAACUUAGGUCUCAAUGUUGUUAAGGCAAAUGUCUUUCUGGAUUCAUCUGGCAAGCACAACAAGUUUUCCAUCACAAAAGCUGAUACUGGCAGAAAAGUGGAAGAUCCAGAGUUGUUAGAGGCAAUUCGUUUGACAAUUAUAAAUAAUCUUAUUCAAUACCAUCCGGAGUCAAGUUCCCUCUUAGCAUUGGGAGCAGCUUUUGGACUUUUGCCUCCAAAAGAGCAGGUUGAUGUAGACAUAGCAACCCACAUAAACAUUUCUGAUGAGGGCCCAGAUCGAAGUUUGCUGUAUGUUGAGACUGCUGACCGGCCUGGAUUAUUGGUUGAUCUUGUAAAAAUUAUUACUGACAUAAACAUUGAUGUUGAAUCAGGAGAAUUUGACACUGAGGGGCUCUUGGCUAAGGCAAAGUUUCAUGUCAGCUACAAUGGUAAAGCUAUCAUCAAGCCUCUGCAGCAGGUUCUUGCUAACAGCUUGAGAUAUUUCUUGAGGCGUCCGACAACUGAGGAAUCUAGUUUUUGA